Molecule: messenger RNA, 1074 nt
Organism: Seminavis robusta
Lineage: Eukaryota; Bacillariophyta; Bacillariophyceae; Naviculales; Naviculaceae
Source: the annotation of a GenBank genome assembly
AUGCCUCCUAGUGAGACCAACAAUUCUGACAAGACCGUUGUUGGUGAAACGCCGAAGCCUCCUCCUCUUGUUGAGACCGACCAUGACGAAACUGCAAAGCUGGAUCAAGCUACUACAACCCACGAAGAUGCUGACGAGAUGAUCGUUAUGGAAACGUCAGUGCCUCCUCCUCUGUUGUCCGACAAUGUUCCUUAUGUCGAAGAACAUGGAGACAAUGUUGUCAUCAAGCUGGAUCUGAUGGAUGUUGAAACUAGAAUCAACCUUGAGCGAGUGCUCAACAUGUAUGCCUUACCAGAGACUCACUAUGAUCGAAUCAUCAGCCCAAUUCAAUUGGUUGCUGAUUUGCUCCGUUUGAAUUUUUUUCAAGUCGCCUUCUGCUUGGAUGCCGAUGACCUUGCUGCUUGGGAUUGGAGACAAGACCUGCCAACAGCAGACAAAGUGCCAACUGACCAGGUUCGUAUCAUGCACAAGCACUAUCAAGUCAUUGACCAAGAACGGCCUGAAGAGGCAAAAAAGCUGAAGGGUAGAAUCAAAGGACUCAAGUCUUGGAGGCACUAUCUUCGUCUUUGGAGGCAAGGCAGACAGCUCUACUCGAAUUGGCAACAUAUUUUUCGCAACAAGACAAACACUUGGGUCCAGGCCAAGAUUGAAGAAACAUUUUCCGAUUGUGUGACAAAGAAUGAUAUCCAAGAGUCUAUGCGCAAGCUACUUGCCAGUUUUCUGGUCGAAAAGAAGGCAGAAGAACGACAGCAAGAAAUGGCUUCUCGGUCUAAGGAAGGCAAUUUUGUGAUGGGCACUCAGGUGGAUGCAACAGUCAAUCCUGAGACGGCAGUGGGCCAGGGUGAUGAUUCACAUAGCAAUAAUGAUGAUGAGGAUGAUGACAAUACAAAGACUGCCCCUUCCCCUUUUGGUCGCCGCCGCCGCAGCAGCCGCAAACGCAAGACCUUGCCAACAGCAGGGCCCAAGACUACUGGCCUGGAUGAUGAGGACGAAUUUGAUGAUGAAGAGGACGAGACCUCAACUCCAGUCAAAGACAAAACCAGCCAAAAGAAACGGUGUGGUGCCCCAAGCUGA